AUGGAAUCCGACGUCCCUCUCAUCGAAAUCGCUGAAGAAGACGAUUCGCUGCUUCAAUUGAUCCAGGACGAUAACAUUUCGAACAGUAACAGAAGCAAAAGCACCAGCGACGACGCCAUUUUCUUUUGCUCGCCUCUCCAACCCCGCAGAUCCAAGCCAGUCGCGGUGAAUGAGAAAUCCCAAAAACCAAGCUCUCCGUCAUGUAGGGAUAGUAUAGAUAAAGAGAAUAAUGGUAGUAAUGCAAACAAAAUAGAAGAACAAAAACUCAGCCUCCAGCCGCAGCAAAUGAAGAGGAAGAAGGGGGGAGGAUACAAUUUGCGUAAAAGCCUAGCUUGGGAUCGAGCCUUCUUUACUGAUGAAGGUGUUUUGAAUUCCGAAGAGUUAUCCCUGAUUAGUGGAAGUGCAAAUUCUAAUGGGUUGCUGUCAGUUAUCCAUGAAGACACAAAUAGCAUUGCUGAUUCAGAAGAUCUAGAGGUGAUUGAAGAAAAAUUAUUCAAGGUAUUGCCGGAAAGUCCUUCAAGUAAAGAUAGGACUGUUGGUGGCAGUUUAUUACCAAAGCGUGACUCAUCAGCUAAAGAUAAUGCAGCCCCAGGUUCUGCGGCCAAGCGGAAGGUGCUUUCAGCCCGUGAUAUCAAUAGAAGUGGCUCAAAACGCAGUGGUUGCCCUCGACCUUUAGCCUCCUCUUCUCUGAAAAGGCCUGCAAAUGUGAAUACAAUGAAAUCACCGAUUAAAGAACCAAGAAUUUCUACAUUACCGGUUCGAAAACCUGAUCCCUGUCUGCUGUCUAGGACUUCCAAGAAUGUGAUGGUUGGUGCAAAUGAUUUAAAGAGGAAUCAGAUUGCUCACCCUGCAGGGAAAUUGAACAACAACAAAACUGGGCCAAAUAAUGCAAAAGUUGCUCCUGGAAAAUCUUUAACUUCUAAAAGUUCUGUUCGGCAAGCCAGAAGAAAUGUGGCCAGCUUGGUGAAGGGUUCACCAACCAAAAUAACAUGUCCACCUACUAUUGAAGCAAAUAAUGGCUUCGAGGUGAUCUCAAAACAGACACUUCCUUCUACUGGUCAUGCAUCGUAUGGCCAUGAUGACAGAUCCAAAAAAACUGCAGUUCCGCAGAUGAUCUCAAAACAAGCACUUCCUUCUACUGGUCAUGCAUCAUAUGGCCGUAAUGACAGAUCCCGGAAAACUGCAGCUCCAGAGGCGAUCUCAAAACAAGCACUUCCUUCUACCGGUCAUGCAACAUAUGGCUGUGAUGACAGAUCCAGAAAACCUGCAGUUCCUCUUCCUCAUACUGGUGUGAACUUGUCACGUACUCAGCUCCCAACAUCAAAGCCAUCAGGUUUACGGAUGCCAUCACCAUCACUGAGUUUCUUUCAUCAGCCAAAAGCUUCUUCUUUGCCUAGUCCUUUGAAGACAAGCUCUCAGCCAUGCAUUAUGCCUAAUUUGAGGCAAGUUGGUUCCAUAGAUCCAAUUCAUGAAUUGAGGCCGCCCUCUUCCCUUGGGAAAAAGCAAAAUGUUAUCAAUGAUCGGACAGUAAUUGGAAAUAUUAAUGUCCAAUGCUCAAGUUCAGGUUGCUCAGUUUCAUCUACAAUUAACUCUGCCACAAAGGAUAAGGUGGAACCAUUCUCGCAAGUAACAAAUAUGCAGAAGGUGGAACUGAAGGUACAAUCUAGCUCAAGUAGUUAUGAUAUGGCAGAGAAUCAGCGAAAGUUCAAUAGCAUUCCUGUUCAUGAAGACCAACAAUCUAUGGGAGAGGUAGAAUUUCAGAGGAACAAUGAUAAGUUUCUUUUACAGAGGGGAUCCUGUGAACAAUUGGUUAAAGAUGACAAUAGCGUGAAGGCUGCUUUUGAUAUGGAGAAACCUCAUGUUACACCCCAUCUUAGUUCUGCAGUGAAAUUUCCCUGUUUUUCUGGCGAAAAUGACAUAACUAUCCAUCAACUUGUUGAAGACAAAUCCCAUGACUUGCCACAAAAGAAUUGUGGUGUCCUUUUAGGGUCCAAAUCUGAAGAGGCAAGUUCUUCUGGUAGUGUCUUAAUAUCAUACGAUGAUCAGUCAAGCAGCGAUCAUAAUGUCAAUGAACUGUGUGGGGCAGAAGCUGAUCUGUUUAAACCUAUGACCAGUGAAGGCAACCAAAUUUCUGAUGAGGAUCAAAUGAUCUGGGAAAACACGGGUAGUUUCACCAAGGAAUGUCAAGUUUCUGAAGAUAUCCAGAGCUAUAGUUCUGUGAAGGUUGCAGAUGUCAGUCCAAAGGUCCAAAAUUCUAGUGCAUCUGAAUUGAAAAGGUCUGAUCCUUUGUCUGACUCUAGAAUUAAAAACCAAGCAAAAGAUGAUGGUAGUAGGUUUAACACAAAGAGUAGGAACCCACAUGUGGAAGAUGCACAAAUGCUGGCUUUAGGUGGAAGGAUGAUAGAUGAAAUGAAUGAUGUUGACCUGAGCACUUCAGCUCCAGAAAAUCGUCAACUGGUGAUAACUGAUUGUGGAAAUGAAAAACCUGAACAGCUAGACCUUCCAAAUUCCUGCUAUGUUGGAGAACAGGUUUUCCAGGAAAAUAAAUUGCACUUAAAUGAUUGUGUGUUGGAUGGAUUCAGUAUUUUCCCUGAAGAAUCCCAGCAGAAAAAUGUUCUUCAAUGUGUUGAUUCAAAAGAACCAGAAGGAACUGGUGCCUGCAGAAGUGAAUCAGAAGUUUCCAGAACCCUUUCUCUAAUUGGAAAUAUUAAUGUCCAAUGCUCAAGUUCAUGUUGCUCAGUUUUAUCUACAAUUAACUCUGCCACAAAGGACAAGGUGGAACCAUUCUCACAAGUCACAGAUGUGCAGAAGGUGGAACUGAAGGUACAAUCUAGCUCAAAUAGUUAUGAUAUGACAGAGAAUCAGCGAAAGUUCAAUAGCAUUCCUGUUCAUGAAGAACAACAGUCUAUGGGAGAGGUAGAAUUUCAGAGGAAUGUUGAUAAAUCUCUUUUACAGGGGGGAUCCUGUGAACAAUUGGAUAAAGAUGACAAUAGCGUGAAGGCUGCUUUUGUACUUACUCCAGAAAGUAAAGAUAUGGAUAAACCCCAUGUUACACCCCAUCUUAGUUCUGCAGUGAAAUUUCCCUGUUUUUCUGGCGAAAAUAAAAUAACUAUCCAUCAACUUCUUGAAGAAAAAUCCCAUGACUUGCCACAAAAGAAUUGUGGUGUCCUUUUAAAGUCCAAAUCUGAAGAGGCAAGUUCUUCUGGUGGCAUCUUGAUAGCAUACGAUGAUCAGUCAAGCAGGGAUCAUAAUAUCAAUGAACUGUAUGGGGCAGAAGCUGAGCUGUUUAAACCUAUGACCUGUGAAGGCAACCAAAUCUCUGAUGAGGAUCAUAUGAUAUGGGAAAAAACGGGUAGUUUCACCAAGGAAUGUCAAGUUUCUGAAGAGAUCCAGAGCUACAAUUCUGUGAAGGUUGCAGAUGUCAGUCCAAAGGUCCAAAAUUCUAGUGCAUCUGAAUUGAAAAGGUCUGAUGCUUUGUCUGACUCUAGAUUUAAAAACCAAGCAAAAGAUGAUGGUAGUAGAUUUAACACAAAGAGUAGGAACCCACAUGUGGAAGAUGCACAAAUGCUGGCUUUAGGGGGAAGGUUUAUAGAUGAAAUGAAUGAUGCUGACCUGAGCACUUCAGCUCCAGAAAAUUGUGGAAGGUUAAUAGAUGAAAUGAUUGAUGUUGACCUGAGCACUUCAGCUCCAGAAAAUUGUCAACUGGUGAGAACUGAUUGUGGAAAUGAAAAACCUGAACAGCUAGACCUUCCAAAUUCCUGCUAUGUUGGAGAACAGGUUUCCCAGGAAAAUAAAUUGCACUUAAAUUAUUGUGAGUUGGAUGGAUUCAGUAUUUUCCCUGAAGAAUCCCAGCAGAAAUUUUUUCUUCAAUUUGUUGAUUCAAAAGGACCAGAAGGAACUGGUACCUGCAGAAGUGAAUCAGAAGUUUCCAGAACCGUUUCUCUAAUACCACAUGGUAUGCUAGAUUUCAGUUCUAAUGUUGCAGAAAUAGUGGAGUCCCAGAAUGUGGAUAAUACUGCAUCAGUAUCUGAAAGCAACGAAACAGUGGUUGAGAGUUACAACCUGGACUCACAGUCAAUGAGUGACUUUCAGCUUCAUUGUCAAGACUGUUCUUUGAAAUUGGAUAGUGUGGGAGACUUCACGUCCAAGCUAAAUGUGGAAGUGCAAGUUGCGGGUGGCUCUGCGAUAAAAGACAUAAUUGAGCCCAAGGAUUUUGGAACCAAAGAUUGCAACUUACUUGUUGAAAGUUGCUAUGGUGUCCCUCAGCUAGAGACUGAAGAUGACAAAAGCUAUUGCCAGCAAGAUACUUCAGUAGAGCAGAGUGAUAAGAUCAAUCUCAGUUCAGAUAUUGGUGUCAUACGAGAGUACCAGGACAUUAAUCCAGGAUCUUGUUUGAAUGGAACCUUGCUUGCAAACAACGCUUCCUGCAAGGUAUUUGAGGAAACUGUUCAUGAGGUUGGUCUAGAUGACUGUGAUGCUUGUGGAAUUGAAUCAAAGAGUUCAAAAGUAGCAGCAGCAAUGCAUGAUGGCAGACCUGAUUUGGAGGAAAAGGCUGACUACUUACAAAUGGAAGUUGCAGUGACCAGCUCCUUCAAGAUUGAACCAUCAUCAGAAAAUCUUCAAACUUGUACGAAGUCCAGUCAUGACAAUAAGCUAAGCAAUCAAGCUGGUUCUGUGGAGUCUGAUGUAUCUGCAAAAACAACCAAUGAAGAAAACUCUGCCUCUACUUUGGCAUAUAGUUCCUGCGAAGGGGAGUUAUACUCAUCUGUCAUCUCUGAUCCAAGAUCAUCAAGUGGAAGAAUUCUGCAGGAAAUUGAAGUUAAUGUAUUGAGCAGAAAAACUUUGGCAGAGGAAUCUGAAAUUAAUAUCUUGGAAGAGAAUCAUACUCUUAGCAGUGAACUGCAGCAUGAGUUAGAAGAUACCUUGCACCCCACAGAAGAUAAUGAGGCAACAAAAGAGAUUAAGAAGUCUGGAAGUGAUAGGAAACAAGAUGCCCCUGUAAUAAAGCUUCCACCCGAUGCUGUUCCAUUCUCGGAUGAAUGGUUAGCUGCACUUGAAGCAGCCGGAGAGGAAAUUUUGACAAAGAAAAGUGGUGCUGUACAAAAUUCACCCCCGAACAAAUCUGAACCUCAAAUAGGUCCAUGGUCCCCGGUGAAACGAAAAACUAAUCAAGUAAUCGGACCAUUUGAUUGUACAAAACAUACCAACAACGUCCCUCCUAGUUCUCAAUGACCUAAUUAAGAGGAGUCUGCCUAAUCACUAACUGUGUGACACCAUUCUUCUUUCCUCCUUUUCUUCUACUUUUACAGAUAAUUGUCACAUUAUCUUGCUAUGAAACAUACAAAGAAAAUCAAGCAAUUCUUAUUAUUAUUAUUUUUGCUUCUUUUUUA
Prunus mume (Japanese apricot) is the source of this 5390-nucleotide messenger RNA. RefSeq lists its product as uncharacterized. The record is from RefSeq and is a predicted model, not a curated record. Lineage: Eukaryota; Viridiplantae; Streptophyta; Magnoliopsida; Rosales; Rosaceae. Gene Ontology annotation, molecular function: microtubule binding.